AUGGGCCAAAAAAGAGGACGCGAUCCCAAAGCCCAAGCGGCGAAAGCAAACAAGCGCACGAAAGCCGUCAAGGCUGACGGCAGCGACGAUGAGCGCUCCGUCGGAGUUGAGGACCUCAACUGGAAAACAGUUGCCAUGCCAGACCGCAUGGAGGACGCCGAAGGUUUCUUUGGACUCGAAGAAAUUGACGGAGUCGAUAUCAUUAAGACUGGUGGAGAUGUUCAAUUCAAGGCCAAGACCGGGAAGCCAAGAAAGUCAAUCAUCAAGCCUCCGUCCGAGGACGACAAUGGUGAGGAGUGGGGUGGAUUCAGCGACGAGGAAUCAUCCGAGAAGACUGCCGCUGCUGAGAAGACCUCCACCGAGGAGUCCGCCAAACCGGAAGUGAAGAAAGCCAAGGACGACAAGCAGUCCAAGAAGGAGAAGGCCAAGGAGCAGCAAAAAGCAAAGAAGGAAGACACAAAGACCAAGGAGCAAAAACCUAAGGACCAGAAGCCCAAGGAUUCAAAAUCAACUCAGGACCGGAACAUCAAGAGCGGACUCUCAUUUGCUGCCCUUGAAGAGGCUGAGGAUGAUGAUGAAUUCGACGUUUCAGCUUGGGACUCCCUCAAUCUCUCUUCCGAAAUCUACACUGCUCUUUCCAAGAUGAAGUUCAGCUCACCGUCAGCUAUCCAGAAAGCUGCUAUCCCAGCUAUUCUCGAUGGCCACGACGUUGUUGGAAAGGCUUCUACUGGUUCCGGUAAGACUUUGGCGUUCGGUAUUCCUGUCAUUGAGCACUAUUUGGACCAGAGGGGAAAGCAGGGAGAGAAGGAGGAAAAGACCAAAACCCCCAUUGCAUUGCUACUGUCUCCUACCCGUGAAUUGGCCCACCAGCUUGCCAGGCACCUCGGAGAGCUUAUCGCCAAUUCCCCCGACACCAACGCCCGUAUCUCCCUGUUGACUGGUGGUCUCUCCAUCCAAAAGCAACAAAGGCAACUCGCCUCAGCAGAUAUCGUCAUCGGAACACCUGGUCGUGUGUGGGAAAUUCUCAGCACGGGAACUGGAUUGAUCCGCAAGAUGCAGAAGAUUCGGUUCUUGGUUGUUGAUGAGGCCGAUAGGCUUCUGAGCCAAGGAAACUUCAAGGAGGUGGAGGAUAUUCUCGGCGCACUUGACAAAGAACAAGCCGGUGAUAUCGAGGAUAUGGAUGAGGAGAAGGAAGAAGAGCCCACUCAAAGACAGACUCUUGUCUUCUCUGCUACAUUCCACAAAGACCUUCAGCAAAAGCUGGCAGGCAAGAGUCGCUGGACUAGCGGAGAUAUGUUGGACAACAAGGAAUCUAUGGAGUAUCUUCUGAAGAAGUUGAACUUCCGCGAAGAGAAGCCCAAAUUCAUUGAUGUGAAUCCCGAGUCCCAAAUGGCCACUGGUCUCAAAGAGGGAAUUGUGGAAUGCCCUGCCAUGGAAAAGGAUCUCUACCUCUACUCAGUUCUGCUGUACUACCCCAAGCACCGCACCAUCAUUUUCACCAACUCCAUUUCUGCCGUCCGCCGUAUCACCCAGUUGUUGCAGGUUCUUCAACUCCCCGUGUUCGGGCUCCACUCCAACAUGGCCCAAAAGGCCCGACUUCGCUCCGUGGAGCGAUUCUCCUCACCCACUGCCGACCCAAGCUCUAUUCUUGUUGCUACCGACGUUGCUGCCCGUGGUUUGGAUAUCAAGGGCAUCAACUGUGUGAUUCACUACCACGUUCCGCGCGCAGCAGACGCCUACGUCCACCGAUCCGGUCGUACUGCACGUGCCGGCGAGUCCGGAAAGAGUAUCCUUAUCUGUGCCCCCGAAGAAGUCGUCGGCGUUGCCCGUCUUGCGGCCAAGAUCCAUUCUAAGAGAACAAAGGGUGAAGCAGAUGACGCGCCCAGCAAGAAACUUCCCCUCGAAUCUCUUGACAUCGAUCGUCGGGUAGUGGCACGUCUCCGCCCCCGCAUGACCCUUGCCAAGCGCAUCACCGACUCCACUAUUGCUAAAGAGAAGGUCAACACCGAGGACAACUGGCUUCGUGCCGCGGCUGAUGACCUUGGUGUUGAAUAUGACAGUGAUGAAUUUGAUCAGUCCAAGGGCAAGGGCCGUGGUCGUGGUGGUGGUCGCGAGCGUCGCGACAAGGAAGCUAGCGAAAUGACUAAGUCCGAAAUGGCCGGUCUUCGUGCCGAGCUCAAGCAGCAGCUUUCUCAACGGAUCAACAUUGGUGUUAGUGAGAAAUACCUGACCGCUGGUCGCAUUGAUAUUGAUGCCCUUCUUCGUGGGGAGGGCAACAAGUCCUUCCUUGGCCACCUCGACCCUUUGACUUUCUAA
Molecule: messenger RNA, 2316 nt
Organism: Penicillium salamii
Lineage: Eukaryota; Fungi; Ascomycota; Eurotiomycetes; Eurotiales; Aspergillaceae
Source: the annotation of a GenBank genome assembly